AUGGCAGAAGCCAGAAUAUCAGUGGCUCACGACCAGUUCAUCUGUCCAGUGUGUCUGGAUCUCCUUAUGGAUCCAGUGACCAUCCCAUGUGGACACAGUUACUGCAUGAGCUGUAUUACAGGCCACUGGAAUCAGGAAGAUCAGAGGAGAACAUACAGCUGUCCACAGUGCAGAAAGACCUUCACACCGAGACCCGAUUUAGGCAAGAAUGUGAUGAUUGCUGAAAUGGUGGAGAAACUGAAGAAGACUGAACCUCAAGAUACUGUUCCUGCUGGACCUGGAGAUGUGAAGUGUGACGUCUGUACUGGACGGAAAAACAAAGCGGUCAAGUCCUGUCUGGUGUGUCAGAACUCUUACUGUCAGACUCAUUUUGAGGAGUUUCAUUCUGAUAAACGACACAAAGUGAUCGAUGCCACUGGACGACUGAAGCAGAUGAUCUGCCAAAAACACGAUAAGAUUCUGGAGGUUUUCUGUCGCACUGACCAGCAAUUUAUUUGUGUUCUAUGUGUGAUGGAUGAACACAGAAACCAUGAGACUGUAUCAGCUGCAGAAGAAAAGUCUAAGAUGCAGCGAAAUAGAAGCCAAGCUGUUCUCCGUGUCAUUGCUUUAUUUGUGUGUGAAAUGGCAGAAGCCAGAAUAUCAGUGGCUCACGACCAGUUCAUCUGUCCAGUGUGUCUGGAUCUCCUUAUGGAUCCAGUGACCAUCCCAUGUGGACACAGUUACUGCAUGAGCUGUAUUACAGGCCACUGGAAUCAGGAAGAUCAGAGGAGAACAUACAGCUGUCCACAGUGCAGAAAGACCUUCACACCGAGACCCGAUUUAGGCAAGAAUGUGAUGAUUGCUGAAAUGGUGGAGAAACUGAAGAAGACUGAACCUCAAGAUACUGUUCCUGCUGGACCUGGAGACGUGAAGUGUGACGUCUGUACUGGACGGAAAAACAAAGCGGUCAAGUCCUGUCUGGUGUGUCUGAACUCUUACUGUCAAACUCAUUUUGAGGAGUUUCAUUCUGAUAAACGACACAAAGUGAUCGAUGCCACUGGACGACUGAAGCAGAUGAUCUGCCAAAAACACGAUAAGAUUCUGGAGGUUUUCUGUCGCACUGACCAGCAAUUUAUUUGUGUUCUAUGUGUGAUGGAUGAACACAGAAACCAUGAGACUGUAUCAGCUGCAGAAGAAAAGUCUAAGAUGCAGAGUUUCCAGUCCCUCUCUGUCUCUGGAUCUUCAAGAUCACCCAGAAUCAUCAUCAGUUCUGUCCUCUCUUUUGAUGAUGUCAGUAAAUCUGUCUCUAAACUCAGAGACCAACUAAAUCAUUACUGCAGAGAGGCUAUAGAAAACAUAUCUGUGAAACACGUUCAGAUCAUUCUCGGCCCUGAUUUUGAGACCAGAGAGGAAUACUUGAGAUAUUUCCAUCAGUUCACUAUGGAUUCAAACAUGACUAAUAAAAAUCUCAGUCUGUCUGAUGGGAACAGGACGGUUACUAGCACUCUUACAGGCCUGCUGUAUCCUGAUCAUCCGGACAGAUUUGAUUCUGUAGUUCAGGUGUUGUGUAGAGAGAGUGUGUCUGGACGCUGUUACUGGGAAGUUGACUACGGUCAGAGUGAACGUUUGGGUGUAUCGGUGUCCUAUAAGAGCAUCAGCAGGAAGGGACGUGACAAUGAGUGUAAGUUUGGACAUAAUAAUCAGUCCUGGAAAUUGCUGUGCUCUUCCCCCAAAUACAUAUUCCUGCACAAUAAUGCAAAGACUAAACUCAUCGUAGCGUCCAGCUCCUCUAGAAUAGGAGUGUAUGUGGAUCACGGUGCAGGAAUUCUGUCCUUCUACAGCGUCUCUGACACAAUGACCCUCAUUCAUAAAGUCCAGUCCACAUUCACUCAACCGCUCUAUCCAGGGUUUUCACUGGGCAGCAAUGCAACAGUGAAACUAUGUAACGUCACUACAUAA
Messenger RNA from Sinocyclocheilus anshuiensis, 1938 nucleotides. Its product is annotated as tripartite motif-containing protein 16-like. The record is from RefSeq and is a predicted model, not a curated record. Lineage: Eukaryota; Metazoa; Chordata; Actinopteri; Cypriniformes; Cyprinidae. The coding region runs from base 1 to 1938 and encodes 645 amino acids. The transcript has 6 exons. Gene Ontology annotation, molecular function: zinc ion binding; protein binding.